Lucilia cuprina (Australian sheep blowfly) is the source of this 1411-nucleotide messenger RNA. RefSeq names its product testis-specific serine/threonine-protein kinase 1 (gene Tssk). Gene Ontology annotation, biological process: peptidyl-serine phosphorylation; autophagosome organization; protein autophosphorylation. The record is from RefSeq and is a predicted model, not a curated record. Gene Ontology annotation, molecular function: ATP binding; protein serine/threonine kinase activity. The transcript has a single exon. NCBI's taxonomy places the organism in Eukaryota, Metazoa, Arthropoda, Insecta, Diptera, Calliphoridae. Gene Ontology annotation, cellular component: autophagosome; cytoplasm. The coding region runs from base 231 to 1139 and encodes 302 amino acids.
UAUUCAGUUGGUUUUUUUUAUAUAAAAUUCUUUCGACUUUUGAAUUUUCAAGAAUUUUUCGUCAAUAUAUUUUUAAAUAAUUUUGUUUUAAUACAAAACCGUUAAACUCAUUCUUCUGGUUCAAACUUUUGAGUGCAAAUUCCAAACACCCUGCAAAAAUACCAGCUUCAGAUGCAAUUAGACAAAAUUUCAAAACUAUAUAUAAAAUUCGAACAACAACAAGAAGAAUAAUGUCAACAAAAUCCACCAGCGGCUCUCACACUCACAGACAAUUAAGUACACGUACUUCCGACAUAGAUGCUUUGGCUCAGAGAGGCUAUAAUAUUGGUCCUAAAAUCGGUGAAGGUUCGUAUGCUACAGUCAUUACUGCAGGGUAUGCCGAAGACACUGGCAAUGGUGUGCAUUUGGCCUGUAAGAUUAUCGACAAGGCCAAGGCUCCCUCGGAUUUUGUCAAUAAGUUUUUCCCACGAGAACUAGAGAUUUUAACUAAAAUUGAUCAUCCUAAUAUCAUACAAAUUCAUAGCAUUUUGCAAAGGGGUCCCAAGAUUUUCAUUUUUAUGCGUUAUGCUGAGAAUGGUGAUCUACUGACGUACAUUAAGAAAAACGGUCCGGUGGAAGAAUUACAAGCCAAAGUUUGGUUUUUGCAAAUGGCUAAGGCUCUAAAAUAUUUACAUUCUCAUGAAAUAGCCCAUCGAGAUCUCAAGUGCGAAAAUAUUUUACUCUCAAAACGUCUUAAUAUUAAACUAGCUGAUUUUGGUUUUGCCCGCUAUUGUUGUGAUGACUCAGGACGUGAAAUUAAAUCAGAAACAUAUUGUGGCUCAGCAGCCUAUGCUGCUCCAGAAGUGGUUUGUGGUCAUCCUUAUGAUCCGAAAUUAGCCGAUGCCUGGUCUUUGGGGGUAAUACUCUUCAUUAUGCUCAAUGCUAAAAUGCCCUUUGAUGAUAGUAAUUUAAGUAAAUUACUCGAAUUUCAACGUAGCAAAAAAUAUUCUUUCCGCCGGAAAUUACAGGAUAAAAUUUCAGCACAAGCUAAGGCUACGGUAGCGGUGCUGUUGGAACCUGAACCUCAUGCUCGUUGGAAUUUAAAAGAAAUUCUUAACUGCAGUUGGCUGCGUGCCGAGGAAGAUGAAGCGUUGCUUUAAAUUAUAAAACAUAUUAUAAAUAUAAUAAAUUUUGUGAGUGUUUUGAAAAUUUGGUAGAGUGAGUUUUAAGAAUUUUGUCAAAUUUGAGUUCCUGGGCAGUUUUUAUUAUUGUUAAAAUAAUUCUAAAAUAUCCGUUUAUAAAGUAUGAAUGAAUCAUGUUUAUUUUGUACGAUUUUUAAGUUUUGGUGGCAAUAUAGUUCUUAAAUUCUUUAUAUUAAUAAAUACAUCAUAUUAGCACAAAAUUAAAAUUAAAUAAAUAAAUUUGAAAGUAA